Trichomycterus rosablanca is the source of this 459-nucleotide messenger RNA. RefSeq names its product ribosomal protein L36 (gene rpl36). Lineage: Eukaryota; Metazoa; Chordata; Actinopteri; Siluriformes; Trichomycteridae. The record is from RefSeq and is a predicted model, not a curated record. The coding region runs from base 108 to 425 and encodes 105 amino acids. Gene Ontology annotation, cellular component: ribosome; cytosolic large ribosomal subunit. Gene Ontology annotation, molecular function: structural constituent of ribosome. The transcript is spliced from 4 exons. Gene Ontology annotation, biological process: cytoplasmic translation.
GAGGCGCUGUGAUUAUUUGUAACGGCUCUCAGUAGCACAGCGCCUUGAAUUCUCUGUUUCCGCGCUACAACUCUCCUUCCGGUUUGGACGCCAUUAGAAAAGCAGAAAUGGCUGUUCGGUAUCCUAUGGCGGUCGGCCUGAAAAAGGGCCACCCAGUGACCAAGAACGUGAGCAAGCCCAAGCACAGCCGCAGGAGAGGGCGUCUGACCAAGCACAGCAAGUUUGUGCGCGACAUGAUCCGCGAGGUGUGCGGCUUUGCCCCGUACGAAAGGCGUGCCAUGGAGUUGCUGAAGGUGUCCAAAGACAAGCGUGCCCUCAAGUUCAUCAAGAAAAGGGUUGGAACUCACAUCCGUGCCAAGAGAAAGAGGGAAGAGCUCAGCAACAUCCUGGCUGCAAUGAGAAAGGCUGCUGCCAAGAAGGAGUAGCCUGUAAUAUUCGAUAAAUAAAUUUGUAAAACGA